This is a messenger RNA of Podarcis muralis (Common wall lizard), 192 nucleotides long. Lineage: Eukaryota; Metazoa; Chordata; Lepidosauria; Squamata; Lacertidae. The record is from RefSeq and is a predicted model, not a curated record.
AUGGAUCUUCAGGACUGCGCCUGCACCACUGGUGGCUCUUGUUCCUGUGCCGGCUCCUGCAAAUGCAAAAAUUGGAAAUGUACUUCAUGCAAAAAAUGCUGCUGCUCCUUUUGCCCAGCUGGAUGCAACAAAUGUGCCAAGGGUUGUGUCUGCAAAGAGGCGCUAUCAGAUAAAUGCAGCUGCUGCCACUAA